GCCGAACAUCAUAAAGCCAUACGGUCAAAUCCCGCCAAAAUAACAAACAGUCUCUCUGUCUCUCUAGCUUUUGGCGCGAGCUCUUCUUCCAUGGCGGAAUCAGAUAAUAUCUUGAGGAAGAAGAUGCGAUUUUCGUCUUCUUCAGUUCGUUAUACUACCUCCCAGAACCUUAUGGCAAGCAAAUUACGGACUCAGAGCAAUCGUUCCUCCGUUAGAUUUGCAUCCGCAGUGUCUCACAUUGUCACAGAUCUUCGUCACCAUCAUGCGUCAUCGCUCACCGGGAAAAUCGUUACUCAAAUGCCUCGAGCUUGUUCUUGUGUCACGGUGAAGAAUCUGUGUCUCAGACGCGUAUUCUCUCCGAGUUCGAUUUCUAACGAUUGGGACUUUCACAUGAAAGGAGAAAAUCAAAUCAAGGAGCUAAAUGUGGAAUCUCCACAAACGACGCCACCGGAUUCGGAAAUGUUUACCGGUGAACCUUCUGGUUCUAUCAAUCAAGAGAUCAAUGGGGUUUCUGGGAAGAAAGUUGGUACCAAUCUCGGCAGCAAAGUGAUUCGUCAUCCGGAAAAGAUUUUUAAGAACCCUGGCUCGGUGAGCUAUAGAAGAUUGCUUCCUUACUUGAUGGAAGCUGCAGAUGGUAUUGAUGCGAAAGAUCUAGAGAAUCAAAGAGGUGAAUCGAUGGCAGCGAAGAACCGACUUCUUGAAACCGAGCCUGUUUGGCAAUCUACCAAUAACUUUGAUAAACCAUCAGCUCAAAGUUUACAUGGAAACAUUAGCCCUUUCAAGAAGAUGACUUCAUCUAGUGGCACCAAUAUUUCGUUGUGCUCCAAACGUAAGCUAUUUAAAGUGCCAGGUUCUGUAAAUUACAGAAGAAUGCUUUCAUAUCUCAAAGAGAAAUCAGAGGGUAAUCCUGUGACGCCUGAAACCAGUAAUCGUGCAGAGGAAAUAGCUCCAGCCACUGAGACUAAAGGGGCAUCAAGUGAAGCUACAGAUUUGAAUACAUGCUCUAACGAUGUUGAGGCGCCACUCUCUGAUUUAGAGGAACGAACAGGAAGCUCAAACUUUUGUUAGCUCAGUUUAGCUGUUAGUGUUAUUUAGUUACAAAGUUUGUAACAAAGUCAUGUAUAUAGG
Molecule: messenger RNA, 1128 nt
Organism: Arabidopsis arenosa
Lineage: Eukaryota; Viridiplantae; Streptophyta; Magnoliopsida; Brassicales; Brassicaceae
Source: the annotation of a GenBank genome assembly